Messenger RNA from Syngnathus typhle (broad-nosed pipefish), 2172 nucleotides. It is a transcript of the gene hyal1, whose product is annotated as hyaluronidase 1. Lineage: Eukaryota; Metazoa; Chordata; Actinopteri; Syngnathiformes; Syngnathidae. Bases 142 to 1446 code for a protein of 434 amino acids. Gene Ontology annotation, molecular function: hyalurononglucosaminidase activity. Gene Ontology annotation, biological process: hyaluronan catabolic process; carbohydrate metabolic process. The transcript is spliced from 4 exons. The record is from RefSeq and is a predicted model, not a curated record.
GACAAAUCCUCGUCUGUUUUGGUCCUCUUAUUUUUUCUUGUGCAUUCCAGUAUUCUAGUCACAAGACUUGUCUUGUUUUUAGUAUGUACUGACUCAUCACAAUUAGUGUAGCAACUCAAAUACUUACUAACGAAGGAAGGCAUGAGCUGCUUUCAUCCUAUCCCGCUGCUGUUGUUUAGCUUACUUGGUCACCUUCAGGGCGUGGCCUUGUCACCAGUCCCCUUCUCCCAGCAGCCCUUUGCGAGUGUGUGGAACGCACCCUCGGCUGCCUGCCUCUCCCAAUAUGGCGUGGAUCUCGACCUGGGUACGUUCAGCAUCGGCCAGAACCAAAACCAGACCUUCAUGGGUGACGAUAUAACCAUCUUCUACACAAACAAGCUGGGUGUGUACCCGUAUUACAGCCAAGGCGAGGCGGUAAAUGGCGGCGUGCCGCAAAAUGCCAGCCUUGAGAAGCACCUGACAGCGGCGACAGAUGAUAUCCGCAAGUACAUCCCUGACACGGACUUCCACGGCCUGGCUGUGGUGGACUGGGAGAGCUGGAGGCCCGUUUGGGAGAGGAACUGGGACACCAAACAUGUGUACUGGGAAGGAUCACGUGCACUGGUCCGAAGUAGGCAUCCAGACUGGAAACCUGCUCAGAUUGACGCUUUAGCCCGUGUUGAGUUUGAGACGGCCGGCAGGAAGUUCAUGGAGGAGACGCUGAAAGUGGGUCAGAAAGAGCGGCCCGGUGGACUGUGGGGCUUCUACGGGUUCCCCAACUGCUACAACUACUACAAAACUGGCAACUAUACGGGCGAGUGUCCCGCAGUGGAGUCCAAAAGAAACAAUGAGCUGACAUGGCUCUGGAAAGUCUCGUCAGCUCUCUAUCCAGACAUCUACCUCAGCCAGGAGCUGCGGAACCUCGGCAGGGAGGUGUCACUUUAUGCUCGCCAUCGCAUUCUUGAAGCCUUCAGAGUGGCGCCGCCGCCUCGGCCCGUUGUCCCCUAUGCCACUAUCGUCUACACCUACUCGCUGCAGUUUCUCUCCCAGGAGCAUUUAGUCUACACUGUCGGAGAGAGUGCCGCCUUGGGAUCUGCAGGAGUAGUCCUCUGGGGUGAUCAUACUUUCUCCAAAUCGAAGGCCUCUUGCAACGCCGUCAAAUGGUACAUAGACAAGACCUUGGGUCCUUAUUUGGUCAAUGUCACGUCAGCGGCCAUCUUCUGCAGCCAGACCGUGUGCUCGUCCAGAGGCAGGUGCGCCAGGAGGGACCCCGAGUCGCAGGUCUACCUCCACCUCCACCCUGCCCGCUGGAAGGUGAAGUCAGAGGAGAGGGUGCAGGGCGGGCGCCAUUACACAGUCUUGGGACGGCUCAGCACGCAGGAUGUGAUGCUCAUGAUGACCCGCUUUGAAUGCAAGUGCUACCCCGGGUGGGUGGGCGACAGAUGCGCCACGCCCCGGCGGGGAUAAACACUGAUCCAGUAAGUGAUUCAUGGAACAAGUUGUCCUUUUUUUUUUUCUUUUUUUUUUAAAUGUUUUCCAUCAGGUACCACAGAUAACAUUGUUUUUCAAUUUCUGGAACCAUUCAGUGUAAUUUCACUUCCUUUAAGUGGUGAAUAAUAUUUUGAAGUGAAUUAAAAACACAUUAUAAUUUUAAAAAGCGGAAAUUCCCUUUUCUGAUCAUUUUCGUUUGUGGAGGCUUCACUUCAUACGUUUGAUAGACACACAAAAUGUUUUUCUUAUUGCUGAAGACUGUGUAGUGUCAUUCCUGACCAACAGGUGGUGAUGUAAUCCAGUGUAAGGAACUACAUCAGUGCAUUUUUGAUGUAGGGGGUCCCUGGUGUACCUAAAAGAUAUUUUGCAUUUACAAUGGGGUGCUAUGACACAGCAUUAAAACGAAAUAUUUCUGAGAUUAAGUAUUGAAGAGGUAUCCUUGCUUUUUGUGAGCUUUUCAAAUGAGGCCGGUGCCUCAAUGUUGAUCCUGUAUCAAGUCGCUUGUAUUUUUCAUGCUGACAAUGACCACAUGGAAAUGUCUAUCAUGUGCUUGGCGCAGUGGUUUAGUUGGUUGCUGUCUGAGACCUUUCCGGAAUAGCACGCUGGGCGUGAGUCAGCAACAUAAAAAAAAAGUAUGCUUAUGUUUAUGGGUACUGCUAGACUAGCUGGUAUUAAUGGAAUAAUGAAGACCCCCUCCCUCCA